AUGGGAAGUGGUCGUGCAAGCCACAGUACGAAUAAAGGGCAGACCAACGGGACGACUCCAGUCAAAAGGUUUCAGGGCAAGAACCUUUUCUCAACCCCAGUUAAGCCCAAUAGUGCUGGUGAUACGAACGAGACUCCGAGACUUGAACGCCAUGCCGAUCGAUCGGCCAGGAGAAAGAGUACCAGGACUCUUAUCGAGCGAACAAUACUUGGAAAUACAAGCGAUAAUGAUGAGGAGGAUGAAGACAUAGCUCACCACAUAUAUGAUUCCGAGGAUGAGGAUGAGCCAGGACAGGAGAUAGAGAUGAAUGGCGAGACUUCAGCAAGCGUCCCUGCUACUCCCUCGAAGCGUGGGCGACCUAAAGGAUCAAAGAAUCGACAGAAGUCUCCAACACCCACCCGGGACCUUCCACCUCACGAGGUGUAUUUCUCACAGAAUCGAGGAGGGCGGAGCAAAACCUCCGAUAACAAUCUCUCUUCUCUGGCAUUACUCGACCAUGAAGAGUAUUUUGCCCUUGUUCGCAGUUACGAAAAUCCACACAGUGUUGAUCUUGACUCUUUGCAAAAGCUAUAUGCAACUUUCUUUAACCAGUGGCUGUUUGAGCUUAGUCAAGACUUCAACAUAUGCGUCUAUGGAUGGGGCUCUAAAAGGUCUCUCCUCAUGAAUUUUGCGGAACAUAUCUACAAGGCACAGACGGAUCAUAUCAACAACAAGAUCGUGGUUAUAAAUGGCUACGUUCAGCAUCUUACCAUACGAGAUAUCCUGAACACUGUAGCGGCGGCUGUCUCUGAAAGUGGUGCAAAGUUGGGCUCACAACCGGCUGAAAUGCUUGAGAAGCUCAUAAGUACCCUGGAGGAGGACAAGACUAAGAAUGUCACUGUGAUGAUCCACUCCAUCGAUGGAACUGCUCUUCGCCGACCCACAACUCAGAUAAUACUCUCACGUCUCAGUUCACAUCCUCAGAUCCAUUUAGUAGCUUCGGCCGACCACCCUUCAUUCCCACUUCUCUGGGACAGCUCGCUGCGUUCGACUUUCAACUUUCUGUUCCAUGACUGUACGACCUUCCAGCCCUAUACUUCGGAAAUGGAUGUUGUUGAAGAGGUCCAUGAGCUUCUGGGUCGGAGCGGAAGGAGGGUUGGUGGAAAGGAAGGAGUUAGCUUCGUGCUGAAAAGUUUACCCGAGAAUGCCAAAAACCUAUUCAGGGUCUUGGUAGGAGAACAAUUAGCGGCUAUGGAUGAAAGUAUAGGGACUGGAUUUGGAGGAGCUGAUGAUGAUGAUGAUUAUGAUGAUAAUGAUAGGCACACAGGUAAUUUCGGGAAGAACGAGCCCGGCGUUGAGUAUAAGGUUCUGUAUCAGAAAGCGUGCGAGGAAUUCAUUUGCAGCAGCGAAAUGAGCUUUAGGACGCUGCUCAAGGAGUUUCACGAUCACCAAAUGAUACAGAGUCGGAAGGAUGUGUUAGGGACUGAAAUCCUUUCGGUACCUUUCCGAAAGGAAGAGCUGGAGACCAUUCUGGAAGAUAUAACGUCUUGA
This is a messenger RNA of Amorphotheca resinae ATCC 22711, 1530 nucleotides long. RefSeq lists its product as hypothetical. The transcript has 2 exons. Bases 1 to 1530 code for a protein of 509 amino acids. Gene Ontology annotation, biological process: DNA replication. Gene Ontology annotation, cellular component: nucleus; nuclear origin of replication recognition complex. Gene Ontology annotation, molecular function: DNA replication origin binding. The record is from RefSeq and is a predicted model, not a curated record. Lineage: Eukaryota; Fungi; Ascomycota; Leotiomycetes; Helotiales; Amorphothecaceae.